Calidris pugnax (ruff) is the source of this 1690-nucleotide messenger RNA. RefSeq names its product MORN repeat containing 4 (gene MORN4). Lineage: Eukaryota; Metazoa; Chordata; Aves; Charadriiformes; Scolopacidae. The record is from RefSeq and is a predicted model, not a curated record. The transcript has 5 exons. Bases 141 to 581 code for a protein of 146 amino acids.
CGGCAUGGCAGCGCCCGGCGGGCGGGGGACUGGCAGGGGAGGUGGCCGUGCCGCCGCCCCUCGGCGGGACAGCCCUGGGGAGCGGUGCGGGUGGGCAGCGCCGAGCCAGCUCCUGUCCUGCGCUGCCUUAGGCUGUCGCCAUGACCCUCACCAAAGGCUCCUUCACCUAUUCCAACGGCGAGGAGUACCGCGGCGAGUGGAAGGAAGGUCGCAGGCACGGCGUCGGGCAGCUGACCUUCGCUGAUGGCACCGCUUACGUGGGGCACUUUGAGAACGGGCUCUUCCACGGCUGCGGGGUGCUCACCUUCUCUGACGGCUCCAGGUACGAGGGGGAGUUUGUCCAGGGCAAGUUCAACGGCGUCGGCGUCUUCACCCGCUGCGACAACAUGACCUUUGAGGGCGAGUUCAAAGGCGGGCGCGUGUAUGGCUUUGGUCUCCUGACCUUCCCCGACGGCUCGCACGGGGUGCCCCGCAACGAGGGCUUCUUCGAGAACAACAAGCUGCUGCGGCGGGAGAAGUGUCCGGCCAUCAUCCAGAGGGCCCAGGGCGCCUCCAAGUCUGCCCACAACCUGAUGGCUUGACGAUGCCCUGCGUCCCCCCUCCCGCUGCGGUGGGGACCCCCACACUGGGCAUUGGCUGGCCCCGCUUCCCCUGGGACCGGGGACGUGACACCGCUGGGUGUCUCCCUGCCCUCUGCCUGCCGGCCGCCCAGCCUUGGCGGGGCCAGGUGCCCACACCAAGCCCCCUCGCUGAACCCCUGCCAGUGGGGGGACAGGGCCCCCCCGCUCUCCACCCAAGUGCCGUGGUGCCUUCUCUCUCUGACUGUAGCCCUGGCACCCGCUGGAGCAGCCAGGGCCCAGCCCUUCUGCCCCCUUGGGAAGGCUGCAGCCCACCGGGACUGCCAGCCAGCCACGGGGGACAGAGUUGGGGCGUAGGGGCUGGGGCUGGGCCCUGACCCCACUGCCAGGGUGCCUUGGCCGUGGGUUGCUGGCUGGACCACAUGCCCGCAGAGGGGCAGCUCCUGGCUCUCUUCCCUUACCCUGGUCCUGAGGCAGGGUGGGCACCCCCUGGCCUGUGCCCUCGGCUCCGGGUCGCCGGCCAUCCCCUGGCCUGCCUUGGGCAGGGUGACGUGGUGCCUCCAAAGGACCCAGCCUGCUCUCGGGGCCAGCUGAUGGGGCUGUGCCCCCCUCAUCCCUGUGCCAAUCCAGCCCACCCACUGCCCUAGGGGACAUCUGCAGCAGCAUCCCUGCCAAGGGGGUCGGGGGGAUGCCCAGACUGGCCUGUGCCAGCUGCGCACCGGGAGCAGGCAGGAGCGAUGGCGAGCAAGGAGCAGGCUCAGCCAGAGCCUGGGAUGAGGGGCACGAGCAGGGCUGGAGCAGGGGGCCUGAGGAGGGGAUAGGGGCAUGGUGAGGGGGCAGAGAGGGUGGGCAGGGGGCACACGGCUCCCCGUCUUACCCCCCUCCCCCCGCAUGCAUCCUUCAUCUCCCUGCUGUGUGCUCACCUUCACCCCCGGUGGGGUCAGGCUGGCCGUGGCACGGGGGUCCCGGCAGCCCUCGCAGCCUGGGAGUGGGCUGCAGGGGCCGUGCCCCCCCUGCCAGUCUGUGCCCGCACCGGUCCCGUGCCUUGCCGUGACCCUGCCUUGCGCUGCCGCCUGCAUGGGCCUCAGCUGAGUAAACCACGUUGCCAAACA